AUGCUGCUUUACACUACAAACUACGCACUAUUAGUAGUGCGCGUAGCCUACUACGCACUACGAACUACGUUCUACGGCGAUAUAAGGCUGGAGCACUUCGCUGUAAAGGCUUAUAGAGUGGCCCGGAGUACCGAUGGGUCGGGCCUCGAUGGAGGCUGCGAAGACGACGUCUCGCGGCUGACUCCAGGCCUGCAUCCAGAAACCACCUUCGACAUGAACGAUCUGCCGUCGAACACCUACACGUUGGACACUCGCAGAAUGCAAUUAUAUUCGCAUCCACACGUACAUCCCACGUUAGCCGUGAUGAUGACGUUAAGCAGCCCAGCUCCGCGCUAUCGCAACACUGAACUCGUGUUAUCAAAGAUGUCUUCGUCACCAUCCGUUACAUCACCGACCUUGUUUGUUUGA
Molecule: messenger RNA, 408 nt
Organism: Spodoptera littoralis (African cotton leafworm)
Lineage: Eukaryota; Metazoa; Arthropoda; Insecta; Lepidoptera; Noctuidae
Source: the annotation of a GenBank genome assembly